This is a messenger RNA of Dufourea novaeangliae, 582 nucleotides long. RefSeq lists its product as uncharacterized. Lineage: Eukaryota; Metazoa; Arthropoda; Insecta; Hymenoptera; Halictidae. Gene Ontology annotation, molecular function: odorant binding. The transcript has 5 exons. Bases 46 to 456 code for a protein of 136 amino acids. The record is from RefSeq and is a predicted model, not a curated record. Gene Ontology annotation, biological process: sensory perception of smell.
UUCUGGUUAUUCCUGACGACGUGUGAAAUUUCAAGACGAUCGAGAAUGAAGUCUCUAUUGGUGAUCUGCACUGUCUUCCUUUUCGCGGCAGUGGUGCGAAGUGACACGGAGGAGGAAAAGAAGAUAGCGGAACUUAUAAACGAACACGUAGGAUCGUGCACUGAGGAAUUACAGUUACCACCCGAGUGGUCGACGUGGGAUGACACCAAAUUGAGCGGCGAGAACAAAGAUAAAGCUGCUUGCUUGCUGGCCUGCAUAAUGAAACGAAUGGGGGUUAUGGACGGUACUCAGGUGGUGAUGGAAAAGUUGCAAGAAACGUUGAAAAUCGUGUACACAGAUGACGAUAAAUUGGCCGAAAAAACAAAGGUGAUGGCGUCCUGCGUCGAGGAAGUGAAAGACAUAACCAACGAAUGCGAAGUCGCGUCGGCUUUCAUGGCUUGCACUCACAAGGAGUAAGAAGAUACAACGUGUCCUUUUGGAACAUCGAGUUUUACAAAAUCGAGGGUGUAUGGGAGAAAUCCUUAUAUAAUUGUAUAAAUUUAACUGUGCUUUAAAGCAAAUAAUAACUAGAUGAAAAUACAA